AUGACCCAGAGCGCCCAACCCUCCUUGGGGCAACCUUCGCCGGACUCGUCUUUCUUUGAGCUUCCGGACGGUCGCAUUGCGCACACUCUGACCGCCUGCACAAGAUGUCGACAGCGGAAAUCCAGAUGCGACCCCGGUAUCCCACGAUGUGCGCCCUGCGAACGAAGUAAUGCGAGAUGUGUCUACUAUGAUUCAACUCGAGACACAACCAUUCCGCGGACCUAUAUCGUGUCCCUUCGAGAAAAAGCUCGUACUCUUGAAAAGGAGCUUGCCAAGGCCGAAAAUGAAAUAAAACACACGGCAGAUGCGGAGUUGAUGGUGCGGGGCGCUGGACGUAUCCGCUUCAAGGACAACGAUGAACCCCGGUAUCUUGGACCCUCGAGCGGCAUCGCCAUGACUCGACUGGUCAUGGAGAUUGCCAAGCAGAAUACAGAUUCCAAAAGUAUUAAAGAUGUCGUCCCAGAAUUGACCGCGCAAGAAAUCAAAGCGGCAUUCACGCAGGAAGAUACCAAGCCAACCUCGAAGAUAUACCCAAUGAUCAGCUCGAUUCCACAGGAGACCUUACCCCCACAAAAUUUGACAAACAAAUUGAUUGAUCUGUUCGUGGCAAAAGCCCAAGCGCUUCUUCCAAUUGUGCAUGAACCGAGUUUUCGACAAGAAGCCGAGGAAGUUUUUAACGGCUCUACUGACCCAUGUCACAACUUUCAACUGCGAAUGGUCAUCGCUAUCAGCAUGCAGAAAUUGAGCCCUGACUAUGCUGGCCUAGCAGACAGUUACUAUCUUGCCGCUUUACCUUUCUUGGAGCCUACGUUGAAAAAUAUGGACCUAAGAGCUCUGCAGUGCCUCGUAAUGAUUGCGCAGUAUUCGACCUUGACACCAACGAGGACAGCUGCGUACUGGGUUGUAGGUACGGCUGCGAAACUUUGCCAGGAGUUAGGAUUGCACGAAGAGGCGACUGUCACCAUAUCACCCUGUGGUCAAUCUCUGAAUCCAUUGGAGAUUGAUAUGCGUCGAAGAUUAUUUUGGAUUGUCGCAUCCAUGGAAUUUGGUUUGUCGCAUAGCUUGGGUCGUACCAGCUCUUAUAGUGUGUCACAGGACAACGUCAACGUCAAAUUCUUUGAGCUGGUGGAUGAUCGCUAUAUCACAGCGAAGGCGAUUGACCCAGAUGCAAAACCCGUCCUCGGGAAAUGUAUCGCGGUGCAUUUCUUCAAAAUGCGUCUCCUUCAAUUAGAAGUCCGACGUGCGCUCUACUUGAAUCGGCGUGAGACCCCGACUCAUGACCAGGAUCCGUGGUUUUCCCAAAUGUUGGCCAAGAUCGACCACUGGAUGGUGACUUGUCCCAAGAACGACGACGGUAGUGGCUUGAAUGUGAAAUGGUUCCAAGGCAGAAGAAAUACAAUUGUCAUUCUGAUGUACCGACCAUCGCCUCAAAUACCUGAACCGUCUGUUUACGCCGCAAAGAUCUGCUAUGAAGCAGCGACUUUCAAUAUUGCCAUGCAUCGCGAGCAGACCAUCACAGGAUCGGUUGAUUUGACCUGGAUCUUCACUCAAUCUCUUUUCAUGGUCUUCAACACGACAUUGUGGACCCUUUCCUAUCCCGAAAUUCGCAAAGAACAUCCCAUCGAGGAAGUCCAGGGAUACUUGGACAUGGCUUUGGAAGUGAUUGAAUUCGCAGCUGAACGGUGGCCUGGUGUUCAAUCGGCUUUACUCCUUUAUAAACGCCUUGUUUCGGCCUGCUUGAAGGCAUACAGUACUGAAGAAUCAUUCGUGGUGCACUCACCCUCAAAUCAUCCCACUCCCACCUCAUCUCAAGGCGUGACGACGCCUCCCGCGAUGUCCAGUCCUUCGAGUACCACGACUUUCUACUCGCAUCACUAUCGUGGCAACCCCUCGGUCAGCGAUAAUGCAUCGGCAGGGACUUAUUCACGCGGCCACUCCGUCGAUCCAAAUAUUCCUUUCACUCAACCUUCCCAGGAAUUUACGCCUCCGGCCUUUGUUCCGAAGUCUUUAGAAUCUACAGGACUUUCUCCCGCGGCUCCAGUAUAUGGUAUACAACAACAGCAAAAUCAAGGGCCCUCUAUUUCAAGCGCAGCCUCUCAGUACACGUCACAGGCCUAUUGCGUGCCAACUUCCCUAUAUCCUGAUGUUUCUAUCGACCCUAAUACACCCUACAAUGCCAUUCCUUCUGUCGUCCCUGGCCUUCAAGGCUGGGAUCCUCAUUUCUCACUUGCAUCGACCACUGCCAGUCACUUGGCGUACAUCGAUGCCACUGUUGAUCCGAUGCAGUGGACAUCUUCUAUCGGAGACCAAUACUCUCAGUACUUCAAUGAACCAUUCCCUGUGCCACCGUGGCGAGAACGUACACUCAGCCAGCAGGAGCAGAUCGAACUCAUGGCAUCACUUGAACACGAUAUACCUGACGUGUCUGCACAACUAGUUCAUGAAUCUAAUGCCUUUUAUCAGUCGUAA
Penicillium macrosclerotiorum is the source of this 2469-nucleotide messenger RNA. RefSeq lists its product as uncharacterized. The coding region runs from base 1 to 2469 and encodes 822 amino acids. The transcript is spliced from 4 exons. Gene Ontology annotation, molecular function: DNA-binding transcription factor activity, RNA polymerase II-specific; sequence-specific DNA binding; zinc ion binding. The record is from RefSeq and is a predicted model, not a curated record. Gene Ontology annotation, biological process: DNA-templated transcription; positive regulation of transcription by RNA polymerase II. NCBI's taxonomy places the organism in Eukaryota, Fungi, Ascomycota, Eurotiomycetes, Eurotiales, Aspergillaceae.